This is a messenger RNA of Penicillium cinerascens, 336 nucleotides long. Its product is annotated as NAD(P)-binding protein. Lineage: Eukaryota; Fungi; Ascomycota; Eurotiomycetes; Eurotiales; Aspergillaceae. The transcript is spliced from 2 exons. The record is from RefSeq and is a predicted model, not a curated record. Bases 1 to 336 code for a protein of 111 amino acids.
AUGCGCCGUGCGGCAGAUGCCGGCGAUGCCUCCAGUUUGAAAGCGGCCCUCGACUGGUCUCUGGAGCAACUGGGUAGCAAACUGGAUGUCCUAAGCUACAAUGCCGGCCGGGCAUCAGAAUCAUUCGUUACCGGUCUACGCCUGAGACUCUCGAUCUCUGCCGUGGGCACCCUCGUUGCCGGUCAAUGGUUCCGUGAACAUGCCCGGCUUGACCGCGUCGCAAAGGGCGAACUGCCGUUGUUCCUGGUCACCGGCGAGGUUCUUGACAGGGAGCCCAACCCGGAAAUAGUCUCACUCAGUGCAGUCAAGGCUGCUUCACAAACCAUUACUCCAUAG